Dermacentor silvarum is the source of this 1176-nucleotide messenger RNA. RefSeq lists its product as uncharacterized. The record is from RefSeq and is a predicted model, not a curated record. The transcript is spliced from 6 exons. The coding region runs from base 1 to 789 and encodes 262 amino acids. NCBI's taxonomy places the organism in Eukaryota, Metazoa, Arthropoda, Arachnida, Ixodida, Ixodidae.
AUGGAUGCCGACUGCCUCUCGCACCUCCCGUCACCACACGAAAACGCUGAGGACGAUGACUUCGACGACUAUUUAGUUUCGAUUUCGUCCGACUUCCCCGACCUCAGUAGUUUCAAGAACUCCUGCAAGGAAGACAGCUGGACUACAUUCUCGGACCGCGUGUCGUGCACCGAGACUGUGGAACUGGACUGUGGUGGCAUGUUCCCCAAGCCAUCUCCUGCGUGCGGCGUGUACAAUGACCAGACCGGAGUGUACUUGAACACAAUGCCGUUCGACCACCUAAGGACAGCGGCCAACUCGACGUACGAGGUGCGACUGCAUCGCGUGUUCCAGGUGCAAGACUGGCUCGCCUUCCGUAACCUGACCUUCCGUUGCCACGUCAUUGUACUUGGGACAGACUGGCGGACUGGAAUCUCGCAUAAACUAUUCGGAGACUCAGGGUGCUCGCCUGACCCUCCGGAGAUCGUGAACGGCUACUACAACGUCAGCGGCGAGGAGACGUGCUGGCGCACGCCGGCCGAGGGAUCUGUGACGCGUUACUACUGCCUCGAAGGGUUCGAGCUACGGGGACCUCGGGAGCUGGUGUGUCAAAAUGGCGCCUGGGUGGUGCCGCCGCCGCUGUUCACCUAUUCAAGGAGACAGCAGUCUCCAGCAGCUGGAAAGCCCUUAAAGAACAUCAUCUGCGAGAUGAGCUGCCAAGCCACCGUUGUAUUCAACCGCUUCUUCACUGCCUUGAUGACAACACUGCCCGUGCUACUGUCCCUCCACCUUAUCCCGUCUUCGGUAUAGAGCCAUUCCUUUUAAACGUGCUCAGGACAUGCUGGAUGGAGGUCGAGGAAACAGUCGCCUGGUAUCUGCUCGUGCCUUAGUUUACGUAUUGGCCAUCAGUUGACCCGGGGACCCACAUGGUUAUAUGCUGGCCCAUCCGCAAAUCUUUAUUACUGCCUUCAACGCUGUGGUUAGCAAGUUGGUGGUGCAAGUUUUAAAGAGCUUUACUUAGGCAUUUGUGUGAGUUAUGGCAUUGUAGACCAGGGCUGUGAGGCGUUUUUCUGCUGACUGUGAGCGCCAUUGUGUGCAUAACGGGUAGGAAUACACAAAAUGUGACUGAAGCUCGGCACACUACCCGGCGCUGUACCGUGGAGUUGAAACAUUAUGCAGUGCCAGCUGCUCUAUGUU